AUGCCCUUUAGCACCUCUUUCCCGUGUUUACGGCCAAGUGCAGACAUUGACGUUGUCCCAUUGCCAGGCGUAUCGUACCAAUUCAACAUUUCCAGGCCAGAUGGUGACGCUGUUCUGCAGGCAUUGAACAAGCCAGUAGCGAUCAAUGAAGUAGCUGACAGCAGAAAGAAAAACCGUGCCAACGAAAUUGAUAUUUCGGCUUCAUUCUCCACGUUUGAAACAGAGCUUUCAGCAGCAGGCGGCAGGAAAAAUACCUAUACGUGCCUAGUUCCCACUAGCAGCCCCGAAUAUUCGUACGGAUGCGUUGCAGUAUUGCAAAGCUUUACAGUUGGAGAGGAGGACGUUUCAUUCACUUUCAAAGGUUUAAUAAGAGCGAGUAUUUUGAAUCCAGAACUCAACCUUCACGAUCAGCUAUGGAUAAGCACCAUUGUGAUUCAGAACGAAGCCGAGCUUUUACAGGCUUUGCACAAAGAAGAUCUGACGAAGCAUUUGAAAGAUGUGCUUCAGAGUUUCAAAAAUCUGACUAAAGCCUUUAAGGUGUUCACGUCAUUUUACAAAGAAGCUAUACGCGACAGAGAUGGGGGUUCGGGUCAUUUACUACUGCUGUCGCCACUGACCAAUAUGAUUUUCCUUCGACUAAGUAGGGGGUCGUUCAUCAAAUCGUGGGACUCUUUAAAUCGGUCAUUAGAGCUUGUGCGGCCCAAAAGCACAGAGCAAAAGGACCUGGGACUACUUUUGCAGAUACUUGACAUGUCCGUUGCUAUUUUGCCUCUAGCCCACCCUGAAAAGCUACAAUUUUUGUCUCUGGAGAAACCCCAAGAAAGAUUACCGGCCUUUGUCAAUGCAGAGCUAAAAUUAACAGCUCUUUUUGACGAAAUCUACGAAUCUGUCAAGUCAUGUCAAGGCCAAUGGCGAGAAUUGACAGCCUCAGAGAAGGCUAACUUCGUGGCCUUGCACCUCAACGCGUUGCGAAAUUUUUUGGAUACUACACGUAAAUCUCGUGCUAGGCUGCGCGGAUCCGAGAUCAGCAGUCCCCCACCAAGAGCGACCACACAGUCAGUAACCGAUUCACAAGGUGUUGAAGGAGAUGAUGCUUCGGCAAUGGAAAAGUUUUUGGAGAGCUUGGAAGAGAAAGACAUUCACCAAGAUGGACGCAAAAUGCUACUCAAAGACCUCCGGAGGUUGAAGCAGAUGCAGCCACAAAACUCAGAAUAUCAGGUCCUCAAGAAUUAUUUUGAUGUGAUUAUGGACAUACCCUUCAAAACUCGUAAUUCCAAAAAUCUUCCCGUGGAUCUUCAACAAUCUAAGGAGAAGUUAGACGCGGAACAUUUUGGAUUGCACGAUGUGAAAAAGCGACUUAUCGAAUAUCUCUCCGUCAUGAAACUGAACGAAAUCGUCACAGACGCGUCAUUACAAGCGAGACCACCAAUUUUGUUGUUGUCAGGACCACCUGGUGUUGGUAAGACAUCUAUAGCAAAAUCAAUUGCGGAUGUACUGGGUCGGAAGUUCCACAGGAUCUCCUUGGGUGGUAUUUACAACGAAGCGGAGAUCAGAGGUCAUCGAAGGACCUACGUUGGUGCAAUGUGUGGGUUAAUAAUAAACGCAUUGCGCAAAAGUGGCUCAAUGAAACCGCUGAUUUUGCUGGACGAAAUCGAUAAGGUUCUGAGCCUAACCGGAGCUGGAAAAGGUGGUCGUGGCGCAAGCAUCAAUGGAGAUCCAGGAGCUGCCUUGUUGGAAGUAUUGGAUCCGGAACAAAAUUCGACAUUCACUGAUCACUACGUCGGAUUCCCCGUGGACUUGUCCAAUGUGCUAUUUUUCUGUACGGCCAACGAUUCAACUGAGAUUUCAGCCCCUUUACUAAAUCGAAUGGAAGUGAUAGAGAUACCAGGAUACACUCUUGAGGAGAAAAUCGAAAUAGGGGCUACUUUCUUACUACCAAAGCAAGUAAGACUUAAUGGCCUGCACGGUGUUGGAGCAACUGUGGAACUUACGAACGACGCAUGGAAUGAGCUUGUUGCCGAGUACACGAGAGAGCCUGGUGUUCGAGGCUUGGAACGUAACUUGGCAUCAUUAGUGCGAGGCAAAGUAGUUGAAUAUGUGAAUAAAGCGAGGGUUGAUCAACAUAAAGUAGUGGAAUCUACCGAUCUUGUCAAAUACCUAGGCUUCCCACCACAUCCAGUUUCCAAAGACUUGGUCAAAGACGUGAGGCUUGCCGAAAAGAGCGGUGUGGUGAACGGUCUGGCUUACAAUUCGAUUGGUUCUGGCGGGGUGCUCGUUUUCGAAAUUGUUCGAACGGGAACUUUGGAUGAGGGUCAUAGCGGACCCAAGGUGCACACAACUGGCAAUUUGGGUGCUUUAUUGAACGAGUCGAUCGAAGUUGCGAUCGCUCUAGUGAAGUCGCUCAGGGAAAGGAACGUCGUGCAAGGACUUAUCGAGGAUCCUUUUGAAGAGUUUAAGCGUUCAGAAUUGCACUUACAUGUGCCCAUGGGAGCAGUAUCUAAAGAUGGGCCUAGUGCUGGCCUUGCCAUAACACUGGCUCUUCUUUCGAUUGCGUUUGACAUGCCUGCUCCGAAGGAUCUGUGUAUGACGGGAGAGAUCACAUCAAGAGGAAAAGUGCUUCCAAUCGGCGGUGUUAAAGAAAAGCUUCUGGGGGCCCGGCUUUUUGGCAUGAACAAGGUGAUGGUUCCGCUUUCUAAUCGAUCGGACGUGAUAGAAUCCGUAAUGGAAUCUGAAUCUUUUCAGGAGUGUUCGAAGUCUCCAGAGUUUCCCGAACUCUCUGCAGUCCGAAAGAAAUGGCAUUUAGAGCUGCACUACGUUAAUGACUUGUCAGAUGCUAUGAAGGUUUGCUGGCCGCACAAAUUCCAGAUCAGAGGUACCAAGGUAUACAUGUUAUCCACGAUGGGAUCCACGAGACCGCUACUGUAA
Lachancea lanzarotensis is the source of this 2925-nucleotide messenger RNA. Its product is annotated as LALA0S05e06612g1_1. The transcript has a single exon. Gene Ontology annotation, molecular function: ATP-dependent peptidase activity; ATP binding; serine-type endopeptidase activity. Bases 1 to 2925 code for a protein of 974 amino acids. NCBI's taxonomy places the organism in Eukaryota, Fungi, Ascomycota, Saccharomycetes, Saccharomycetales, Saccharomycetaceae. Gene Ontology annotation, cellular component: peroxisomal matrix. The record is from RefSeq and is a predicted model, not a curated record. Gene Ontology annotation, biological process: protein processing; protein catabolic process; protein targeting to peroxisome.